UUCAUACUGCAAUGUGAGACCUCACAGAAAUGACAGUGAUUUGGAAUGGUACCACUGAAGUGAGACCCCUCCCUUGACGCGAACAUGCUGAAGACCGAGGCCACGGUGGAGAGGACUACUCUUCGCAGUGCUUCCCCACACAGGAACGCCUACAGGACUGAAUUCCAGGCUCUGAAGAAGGCCUUCGACCAGCCUCGUCAGGAUGACGGCCCGCCCAGGCAGAAGGACCCCGAGCGGAUCCGGCAGCCUCGGGGCCGGCAGUAUGGCGCCCACGUCAGCCGGAUCAAGGACAUGUUCAUGCAGAUGGGCACGGACACCGUUGGCACCGCCAAAAGCCGGAGAGCCGACCCGUCCCCCCAGAAACUAACCAAGCCCACCAACUUCGUCAACCGGACCGACGGGUCGGUGAUCAAGCUCCAGCAAGGCGGUGCGGUGGACCGCUCCAACACAAAGUUCUCCGAGACCAGGAAGCUGUUCGAACAGACCUCCCGGGACACGUCCCAGUCUCCCGUCUCCUCCUUCAGCAGGGACAAGAGGGGCUCCCACGAGCACCUGGAUGACUGGAGGGGGUCCCGCUCCAACCGGGGCAGCACCGACUCUCUGGACUCCUUGUGCUCCCGGAAUGAGGCCUCUUCCCCUACGGUGAGCCAACUGAGCGCCGUGUUCGAGAACGUUGACCGCGGCCCGCACGGGCCAGGCUCGCUCAUUCGCCGUAGCCACAGCGCGGGCCGGGCGCUGUGCUCCCCGGACGGGCAGCACAAUCACGGGGAUCUGAGCGAGGACGACAGCAGCCUGCGCCAGUCGCCGGUGCGUGGUGGUGUCUACAGGACCCGGAUCGGGGGCAAGCUGCCCAUGUCUUCGUCCUCCGAGGAUCUCCUCAGCCCGAGCCCGUCCGCGGAGACAGCGGAGCAGAGGAGGCUGGAGAGGGAGAGGAAGCUGGAGCAGAAGAUUGAGGAGGCAGCCAAGGAUGACGAGAACGGGGAGAAGGCCCUCCCGAGCUCGGCGGAGUUGGAUGGAGUAUCAGACGCGAAACAGGACGGCCAGACUCCCAACAUUGAGGCCGUCUGCGGGGACUUCUCUCAGGCGAGCGAGGCUGACGUUAGCGAGAUUCUCCAGGAAAUCCCUGAACGCGUAGCCAGGAAGCCGCAGGAUGAUGCCACGGAGAACCACAAGGACGAAAAGAAGACGUCCCGGAUUACAGAGGAUCUGGCAGAAGAGCCCGAUGAGGAAUACUGUGGGAACGAGAGGGUGAUUUUCAAUGCGGACGGAGAUGCUUGCUACCAGGGCUGGGGCGAGAGUUGCACGGAUGAGGAUGCUGAUGAUGAUGUCAUCUAUGACCCGGGGUCAGAGCUCACUGAAAUCCCAGGCCUACCAGAUGAGCCUGAGGAUGACAUCCCUCAGGGGAGGAAGAUUCGAUUCAACUCUUCUCCCAUGAACGUUUUUAAUACCUACUCAAACGAGGAUUAUGAUCGCAGGAAUGAGGAGGUGGAUCCGGUGGCAUCCUCGGCUGAAUAUGAGCUGGAGAAGAGGGUUGAAAAGCUGGAGCUUUUCCCCGUGGAGCUGGAGAAAGAUGACGACGGCCUGGGCAUAAGCAUCAUUGGCAUGGGCGUGGGCGCCGACGCCGGGCUCGAGAAGCUGGGCAUCUUUGUCAAGACCGUCAUCAAGGGCGGAGCCGCCGAGAGGGACGGCAGGAUCAAGGUGAAUGAUCAGAUAGUGGAGGUGGACGGAACCAGCCUGGUGGGAGUCACGCAGAGCUUUGCAGCCACUGUCCUGAGGAAUACCCAUGGCGUGGUGAAGUUCAUGAUUGGCCGAGAGCGCCCGGGCCAAGAGAGCGAGGUGGCCCAGCUGAUCAGUCAGACGCUGGAGCAGGAGCGGCGCCAGCGGGAGGCCAUGGAGCAGCAGUACGCCCAGUACGACGCCGACGACGACGAGACGGGCGAGUACGCCACCGACGAGGAAGAGGACGAGGUGGGGCCAGCCGUCAAUAGCGGCGAGAUGACCAUCGAGGUGUUCGACCUUCCCGAGACUGAUGACAUCAUCUCGCCCUCUGACCUUGACGCCACCAAACUCUAUCAGAAAUUCAGAGAGCUGCAGAUAAAGCACACAGUCACUGAGGCCGAGAUUCAGAAACUCAAAAGCAAGCUCCAUGCGGUGGAGAAGGAGAAGCAGCGCUGGGAGCGGGAGAAGACGCAGCUGAAGCAGAGCAUCGACGACAACAAGGAGAGGAUGCUGAAGCUGGAGAGCUACUGGAUCGAGGCGCAGACGCUGUGCCACACCGUCAACGAGCAUCUGAAGGAGGCGCAGAGCCAGUACCAGACCCUGGAGAAGAAGUACAACAAGGCCAAGAAGCUCAUCAAAGACUUCCAGCAGAAGGAGGUGGAGUAUGCCCAGAAGGAGGAAGCAGAGAAGCAGAGGCUGGAGGAGGUGGAGAAAACUCAUCUGGAUGAAAUCCAGGGCCUGCAAGUCAGGAUCGCCACCCUGGAGUCCGAGCUGAUGCAGCUGAUGAAACAAAAUGGCAUCCAGGUGAACAACAACAACAACAGCGCAGAGAGCCGGGCCCAGCUGUCGGAGAGGCUGUCCGCCCUGCAGUUGCCCACGAGGGCAGAGGCAGGAGCAGGAGCAGGAGCAGGGACGGGGCCAGACGUGAGUCAGGGUGGUCCGCAGGCGGAGAGUCUGGAUGGAGAGGUUGGGAAAGGGCGGGGCCAGUCGUCCAGGGGCCUGCUCCGAGACAGCGCCAGCUCCACAGAGGGGGAGGACAGCCUGGAGAGAAAGGCUGCCCAGAGCAAGCUGUCCUCGGUGACCUCGGCUCAGAGGACAGGCUCGCCGUUUUCAGAUUCGGGGGCCUCGGAAAGCGGAACCCCCAGAGCCCCCCGAAGCGUGGAAGCCUCCCCCCACCACCAGAGGCUUAGAGGCAGCGCAGACAAUGAAGGCUCCCCUGUAGUCUCCAGCCCCUCCCUCAGUCAAGAGGACAAGCCUAACAUACGGUGUUCUCUGCGAGGGAGUAAAGGUUUAGAAAGCUCCGCUGAAAACAGCCCAGAGAAAGUCAAGAGCAAGGGCUCGGCGCUGAAUGAUGACCUCAGCGGGAGCAGCAGCGGUUCAGUGGAGGUCAGUGCGCUGCUGGCCGAGCCCAGGGUCUCUGGCCACUAUCACACACAUGCGCUGACCUCAGAUGAGAGUCUGGACAUGAUUGAUGACGAGGUUCUAGAUGACGGGCAGCCACCAAAGCAGCACCACUGGCAGAACCAGAGUGUCUCCGACUGGACCUGCCAGCAGGUGGGGCGCUGGCUCACAGGCCUGAGCCUGGAGAAAUACAUCCCAGAAUUCACUGCCAAGGACGUGGAUGGAGAACAGCUGCUGCAACUGGAUAGCGGUGCCCUGAAGGAUCUGGGCGUGGAGUCUCUGUUGGACCGAGGCCUGAUCAAGAAGAAGCUGAAGGACUUGAAGGCAAUAAUGGAGAAGGCCCGGCGCAACCGCGAGAAGCUGGAGAAGCAGCGCGAGAAGCUGCGGAAGAAGGAGCAGGAGCAGCUGCAGAAGCAGACCCGCAAAUCCAGCAGGAGCUCCUCCGAUCCACCAGAGGGCGCCACAGACUAACUGCACCACUGAAAACGCAGAGAGGGAGAAACACCUGCUACUCACUCCUGUAACUGGAUUUCUAGGGUGCUGUUUCCAAGGUUUUCGAGGCUUGAGAUGGUUAGGGACAGGAGAAGGAUCUACCAACAGGAGGAAGAGGGAUAAAGUUGAACUGGAAUUGAAACCUAUGAAGUGGACCAAUAUCUCCAUCGCCCUCCCACGCACCAGAACACUAGUUUCACCCCCGGUUGGAGGCGUUCAUUCUGGGGGGGCUUUUACACACUAAACAGGGCUUCCUAAUCUGGAUGAAAAAGCCAGAUGCUCAUUGCAGAAGACUGUAGUUGCUAGUGAACUGCCACCUGUGUAAAUGAGAAA
Molecule: messenger RNA, 3945 nt
Organism: Clupea harengus (Atlantic herring)
Lineage: Eukaryota; Metazoa; Chordata; Actinopteri; Clupeiformes; Clupeidae
Gene: ppp1r9a
Product: protein phosphatase 1, regulatory subunit 9A
Exons: 19
Coding region: 85-3591 (1168 amino acids)
Biological process (GO): calcium-mediated signaling; neuron projection development; actin filament organization
Cellular component (GO): dendrite; cytoplasm; actin cytoskeleton
Molecular function (GO): actin filament binding
Source: RefSeq, a predicted model, not a curated record